GCAAAACCUGGUGGAUGUUGAUGCUUUUACUACGUCUGCUGGUCCUCCUGCUGGCUGGCUUCACCCUCUUCAAUGACGAACAGGAAAGAUUCAUCUGCAACACCAUCCAGCCAGGCUGCUCUAAUGUGUGUUUUGACGUAUUUGCUCCCAUAUCCGUCUUUCGUCUCUGGCUCCUCCACCUCAUUCUGCUCUGUCUCCCCCAUGUGCUGUUUGCAACCUACGUCAUGCACAAAGUUUUGUCAUAUCCCUAUUUUGGCGGUUCUUACUGUGACAGGAGUCAAGGAGGUUCACCUUUCAACCUUGAGAAUUCAAGCUCCUCAAGAGAACUGUCCUUGCAUAAAGCUUUACUUCAUGACCCCCCUCGAGAAUGGGGAGUACCGCGCUUUUACUGCGCUUACUUCCUGGUUGUAAUUCUUCGAAUCCUUCUAGAGGGGGUUUUCGGUGCAGGCCAGUUUUUUCUUUUUGGUUUGUCCAUUCCUAAGAGCUUUCUGUGUUACGAGGCUCCCUGCACAAAUGGUGUGGAGUGCUACAUCUCCAGACCAACUGAGAAGACGUUAAUGCUCAACUUCAUGCUAGGUGUCUCCUCCUUGUCCAUUCUGCUAAGUCUUGUUGACCUGAUGAGCUCUAUGAAGGCAAUGGUGAGAUGGAGAAGGAAGAGAGAGAUGUGGAUGGAGGAGAUGAGUAAAGGAGAGCAAAGCAGUAUGUUUACAUCGACAAGUACAACUGAGGACAGCGAUGUUCUUUUAACCAGAAGAGUCAGCCCGAGUGUGAGCUCAAAGAACGGUCUCAAAGAUGAGAAACAUGCUGCUGCUGUUAUGCCAGAUGGAGAACCUCUUCAUGCAAAGAUGAAUGGUGGAAGCAUAAUUAAAUCUGGUGAAUCCACAAAUGACAAGAGGCUAGAGGGCAAAGAUGCUAAGUUGGGGAUGUCUCAGUCGCCCAAUCUCAUAAGCACUCCAGCCCCAACUCACUUUGUCCUCAACAGCCACCUGAGGCCUCCAACAUCCCCUCGCCCCGACAGAGGACCACCACCAAACCCCAAAAUGCCAAAAAAGCUGGACCAGUAUGCUCCAGUUGGGGCAAACUUGGGCCAACACUCAGACAGCAGUGAAUCUCAAGACAAGCGGGCAUGGGUGUAA
This is a messenger RNA of Plectropomus leopardus (leopard coralgrouper), 1136 nucleotides long. NCBI's taxonomy places the organism in Eukaryota, Metazoa, Chordata, Actinopteri, Perciformes, Serranidae. The record is from RefSeq and is a predicted model, not a curated record.